AUGAUUACCACUUUUGAAAAGAAUCCCUCUCACCAAUUGAGACUCAAGGAUUUUAUUGCUGAGAGAGCCCAAGAGUUUCAAAAUUCUGAUGAAAUAACCACAGUCGCUCUCUCAGCUUUCCUAAGUGGGGCUGUUGAUAUCACAUCAGUGAUGUGCAUUCUAUUCUUUAGAAUUGCUCACGAACCUGAGUAUCAACAGAAAAUGUUUGAGGAGUUGUGUCAAGUCUUUGGAGAGCCCACCCUCGAAGAAGUCACUUCAGAAAAUGGUUUGUCUGUUUCCCAAGAUCAAUUCAAAAAGAUUAGACUUUGUAGAAACUUUGUCGAUGAAAGCAUGAGAUUGAAUCAUAAUUACACAGUCAGUGCUAGAAAGUUGUCUAAAGAUGUUGUGAUUGGUGGCUAUCAAGUACCAAAAGAUACAACAAUUUUCAUUUUGGAGAACCCUGAACUUUCUGGACGCCAUGUCCCUCGAAGCACUGAAUUCAUACCUGAGAGAUUUGAAACGAACUUUCCGUACGCUCCUGUGAACAAUUUUUGUACGACUCCAUUUGGGUUGGGAGCAAGAAAAUGCCCAGGCUCUAGAAUUGCCUAUUCCGAGAUUGUAUUGGCAUUGGUAAAUAUUGUAAGAAAUUUCGAAUUGAGACAUAGUAAUCUAACAGCUUUUCCACGUAUGGAAACAGAUCGAUCACUGUUUUAUAUUGACACCAACAAGCACAAAUUGUAUUUAAAACCAAGAAAACAUUUGGAAUUGUAUGUCCAUGAGAAGGUGAGGCUGUAG
Molecule: messenger RNA, 774 nt
Organism: Naegleria fowleri
Lineage: Eukaryota; Heterolobosea; Eutetramitea; Acrasida; Naegleriidae
Exons: 1
Coding region: 1-774 (257 amino acids)
Molecular function (GO): oxidoreductase activity, acting on paired donors, with incorporation or reduction of molecular oxygen; monooxygenase activity; iron ion binding
Source: RefSeq, a predicted model, not a curated record